This is a messenger RNA of Rubroshorea leprosula, 1073 nucleotides long. Lineage: Eukaryota; Viridiplantae; Streptophyta; Magnoliopsida; Malvales; Dipterocarpaceae. The record is from the annotation of a GenBank genome assembly.
ACUUGGCUAUUUUUGUUCAUUGUCGUCCCUCCCCUAACACCGUCCAUGUUGCCGUCACUGCUGACCGUUAAGUCCCAAACAGUCAGCAGUUAAACCCAUCUCUUUUUUUUUUUUCCACGUAUGUUGCCCACCUGUCGACCCAUUUUCUUCUUUUAAAAUUGGCAACCGUGUUCUUUGUUAUCUCUCCUCUCUCCCUCGAUAUUUUUCCCCAAUUUUCCCCCAUUUGCAGAAACCCUAACGCCACCAAGCCCCAAAUUCUCUGUCAACAUUCCCCCCUGUUUCCUCCAUUUGCUUGCACCAGGAACCCUAGUUACUCGAAAUUAUUCUUUCUUUUCAAUCAUUUGAGCUUUCGAUAUAGUCAAAAUAGGGCCUUUCUCCCUCCUUGGUUCUUCUUCUUUUUCCUUUCCCUUAAACCCCUCUGGUUCAAUUAAUCUUCUCUAAUUCCUGUUUCGAAUUUCUGGUCCUAUCAUCUUCCUUGCUUUUAUUCACCCAAUCACCGAACCCAGCAUGUAUUCAAGCAAUUCCCAUCAACCAUCCUCUCAAUUUGGUUCUCCAUCUUCAUCUCCUCAUUAUGGCGAGUUUGUGGGUCUCUACAAAUGUGGUCUUCGACCAGUUAAAAGAAAUGCUAUGACUCGAUUCAACUAUGGACGCAGGUUUUGGGGAUGUCCAAAAUUUUCGAAGGAUGGUGAGGAAGCCGGCCAUACCUGUGGACUGUUGUGUAAUGAUCCAUGUGAAUUGAAAUCUGGUUGCAAUUUUUUCAUUUGGUUUGAUGAUGACUUUGAUUCUCGACCUAAGUUUUGGAUAACAUAUUGCUGGGAUAAAGAGCAAGCACUGUUGAAUGAGAUUUCACAGUUGAAAAAGGAGAACCUAGACCUGCAUAGAGAGAUUGAUGGUUUGAAGAAUUUGAACUGUGAAAUGGAAAACAAAGGUAAUUGGUCAUAGUCUGCUUUUGUAAUAGGUGAUGAGCGAGUAUAAUAUGAUGUGGUGCGGACUGCUUUUGUAAUUAUAGGACUACUUGUAAAUAUGACUCCUGUUGUAAUUGAUUAGCUUAUGAAUGAAAUAUGACUUUUCUG